AUGGAAUUCGACUACUACCAUCUCGAAUCAGACGAGAAGUUCGAAGCAUAUUUCAAAUUUGUUCGUCAGGUGGCCAUGGAAGACUAUGAGCUGUGUGAAAGGGCGCAGGGAAACUUGCAGAAUGGCGUGUAUAACGAGGGAAUUUUGAAUCCGGCCAAAGAGACUGGAGUGGCAUACUAUCAAAGUCGGGUCUUUGACCUGGUCACUGAGCAGCAUAGGCUCGAGAAAGCGAGCGAAGAUCCGGAAAAGGCGGUGGAGGGCGGGAACAACCACUCCGCACAAGUUGCUACAGUUCUCUCAGAAUGGGAUCCUGAACCUCCAAGAAUCGUCCAUAUCAGCCACUUUCCCAUCCUGGGACCCUCCUUUGUGCCAACUGGUAUUUCCGCCAAGGUGUUAAAUGUGGAAGUUAUAUCUUUCGCGACCGAUGAGCGGGAAAAGAAGAUGAGAUCUGCUCUUCCCUUCCGCACCUUCGGUUCGAAUUCCCAGCUUAACGUAGCUUGCAUUGAUGAUUUGUUGUUGAGAAGGGCUGCUUCGCCAGAAGCUCAUAUAUCGGAGAGUAAAAGGCCUACCGCGGAAGCUGGUCAAUCAUCGACAGCAAAUGUGUUCAAGGAAUCUGACUUCCCCGAGAACUGGUGGACUGGAGAUGAAGUGUUUCGAUUGGAGAGGCGGGCGAUCUUUAGUAAGACAUGGCUCUAUAUCGCGCACAUAAGCCGCUUCACCAAACCGGGUGACUACCAUGCGUUUGAAAUCUGUAGAUUCCCCCUUUUUCUCAUCCAAGGGAAGGAUGGCAUUAUCCGGGCAUUUCACAAUGUUUGCCGACACAGAGCCUAUCCAGUCAUCUCAAUGAAGAAGUCGGGCUCCUCGACUGUGAUCGGGUGCAGAUACCAUGGCUGGAGCUAUAAUACCAGCGGACGACUCAUCAAAGCGCCGCAGUUUGAGUGUCUGGAAGGCUUUGAUAAAAACCAGAAUAGCCUCUUCGAGAUUCGUUCAGCGGUAACGAAAAAUGGGUUGAUUUUUGUGAAUUUGGAUGCAAGAGGUGAUCUGCCCGAACUUGGACUUGGUGGGCAUGGAAUUGGUGGAUUCACGAAUCAGAUAUCAAGGAAAUCAGUGUGGAUUGAUGGCUGGGAGAUUGAAGGCAAAUUUAAUUGGAAGAUGGCCGUUCGGAAUCUAUAUGUCGACAAAAACACCGCAGCACGAGUGAAGCGAGAAUCGAGUAGCUCGAGUAGCUCGAGUUCGAUUCUUCAAUCGAUCUUCGGCGUCACAAGAACGGAUAAACCCAGAUCAUUCAGUUUGGAUGCUUUCUGUACAACCCUGACCCAUGUUUCUGAAGAAGGAAGCAUCUGGUAUUCCGUCUCCAUAACUCCUAUAGGCGCAAGCCGCUCAAAUAUCCGCUGUGAUGUGUACGGCGAUUUGGCAAGGAAACAGGUUGAGAGUCAAGAAAUAUCAAAUCACAUAAAAUCCAUCCUUGAAUCUAGAAUACGGGAAUUCGAAACGGCGUAUGAGGCACUGGGCAGCCCCGGAAGGUAUGGCAUCGCGCAGAUUCAUCGCGUGAAAGAGGACAUAGACAAUGGUACCCAUGACCAAUCCGCACAAGAGAUCAUUCUUUCGCAUUUGAAAUCUCACCUCAAGCUUGAGCGGGCUGCAGGCGAAGAAAUCUUGCCGACAGUGACAAGGUCACGCACCAGUGACAGAUACAAACUCGCAAAUGAAUUAUGCAAAGAGCUGGAAAAUAUGGAACAACCUGUUGCAUCAAAUAUCGCUUGCCAAAUGUUCAAAGAUUCGCUUGCUUGGUAA
This is a messenger RNA of Histoplasma mississippiense, 1794 nucleotides long. RefSeq lists its product with no specific name. The transcript is spliced from 10 exons. The record is from RefSeq and is a predicted model, not a curated record. Gene Ontology annotation, molecular function: iron ion binding; 2 iron, 2 sulfur cluster binding. Lineage: Eukaryota; Fungi; Ascomycota; Eurotiomycetes; Onygenales; Ajellomycetaceae. Bases 1 to 1794 code for a protein of 597 amino acids.